Messenger RNA from Neogale vison (American mink), 668 nucleotides. RefSeq names its product placenta-specific gene 8 protein-like. NCBI's taxonomy places the organism in Eukaryota, Metazoa, Chordata, Mammalia, Carnivora, Mustelidae. The coding region runs from base 120 to 449 and encodes 109 amino acids. Gene Ontology annotation, biological process: positive regulation of transcription by RNA polymerase II. The record is from RefSeq and is a predicted model, not a curated record. The transcript has 5 exons.
GAGCCCGAGGCUGCCCACGGAGCAGUUGCGGUCCUGAGCCUUCUCCUGUCUGCCCCGGGCUGCCGCCUUCUCCACAACCAGUGUGCGGUCGGCAGUGCCCUCUGGAACUCGCCGUAAAAAUGAAUCCAGUUGUUUCGCAGCCCGGAUACGGCACGGGGGGUGUGAUGAACAGUGACUGGCAAACCGGCGUAUUUGACUGCUGUGACGACCUGGGGAUCUGCCUCUGCGGCACGUUCCUCCCCCUGUGCCUCUCGUGCCAAAUCGCCUCCGACAUGGACGAGUGCUGCCUGUGCGGGGCCAGCGUGGCUCUGAGGACCUUGUACAGGACGCGCUACGGCAUCCCGGGAUCUAUUUGUGGUGACUUCCUAUGGCUGGGAUGUUUUCCUCUGUGCACCCUUUGUCAACUCAAGCGAGAUAUUGAAAAAAGAAAAGCAAUGAACGCUUUCUAAAAGGUGCUCGGUCACAUUCACAAUGUGGUGAAAGAAAUGCUAGAAUCACAUACUGCAUCGGUUGAGUGCUAUCUCACCCCACAUCUUAGAAACUAAUUCAACCAAUCGUAUGGUUUCCAAUGGCUUCAAAACACUUUUGAUUUCUAGUUUAUUUCAAAAGAAAUACAUUUCCAGUGCUGUUCUCUAAAAUGACUGCUAAUAAAAAAUUAAUAUCCUCAA